AUGUUCCCAAGACUUGCUCUUCCUGUCUUGGCUACGUCCCUGUUCGCAAUCGUAGAUGCUCAAUUCAAUAACCCGCCAGGUGUCGACAUAUGGUGCGGCAAAGCUUAUAGAGAUACAAAUGCCUCCUUUAACCCAGGUGGCUGGUUUGAGGAACCAGCAAAGUCCGCUACACCAUUGGUGGACUUCAAAGUAAAGCCUCGGAUGAAUUUGUAUCUAGCGGAUGAUACCAGCUCAACCCUCGUAGUUGACGCAUCCAUAUCUUGGUACAUUGGCCACGCUCUACCAGGCAUUAAUACGUCCACACUCGCAACGCAUAACUCGGCCAUCACGCUUCAAAUCACGAUUGGAGACACGUCACUCCUCACAAAUAAGACAUCUAUAGCGCUCGGAUCAACAAGGAACGAAAUUCCUUUCGAUCUAUCAAUCUUGCCUGUGUCGUCUGAGCCACAUAACGUCACCGUCGUUGGUACGCUUCAAGGCCACAAGAACGCAACAUUCACUGCUUCAACCCAGCUUACCAAGCUCCCACUUCGAUCCGACAAUGGCACCGUGACACGGCUUGAUAACUUAUACGGCGGUCUGUCCGUUCGCAAAGGCCAAUCAAAAGAAUGGACCUCUUUGUUUCCUUAUACCUACUACGUCCAAUGGAGUCUGUAUUGGUACGCCAACCUCUCCACUCUGGACGAGUUUGCAGCGAUGGGCUAUAAUGUCAUUCAUAUCGUGCCCACCGGUGAUCUGGGUGAUACCUCAUUCCCAUGGGAAGAGUUCCAGCCCUAUCUCGACCGCGCAGACGAGCUAGGCCUAUAUUUCAUGUAUGAUGUCCGCUGGGACUAUGCCAAUCUCACCACUAUGGUUGACCAGAUCCACCAUCUACACAACCAUCCUUCAAUUCUGCUAUGGUACACAGCCGACGAACCGGACGGCAAGUCCAAUCCCAUCAACUCUACCCUCAUUGCCUAUGACACUAUCAAAGCAAUCGACCCAUAUCAUCCUGUCUCGCUAGCUCUAAACUGUCGAGACUUCUAUUACUCCGACUAUGCAGCAGGCGCAGAAAUUGUGCUUGAAGAUGUCUACCCCAUCAGUACCAACACUUCCUACUCUGAAGUUUACAACACACCUUGCAAUGCGACAUAUGGUUGUUGUGGCUGCGAUGACUGUGAGGGAAGCUUCCAUGACAUAUCAACCCGUCUGGACGAAUACACUGCCAAAGACAAUUUUCUAGGCUGGCAAAAGAUCCACUGGGCUGCUCCCCAAGCGUUCGGAAACGAGACUUUUUGGACUAGAUAUCCCACUGCUGCUGAAGAGGUUGUUAUGAAUAUGUUGAGUAUCAAUCAUGCGGCCAAGGGAAUCGUGAUGUGGGAUUUCCCUACCAAAGCUGACAUCCUGGAUGUGACGAACAGACUAGCUGCAGUCCUUACCAAGGAGCCGGUCGCUGACUUUCUAGUCGGUGCACCUUUGCUUCAAGAGCUCAAGGUCGUCGGUGCUGGCAAUGUCGAUGCUGCGGCUUGGGUCAAGGAGGAUGAGGUGCUGAUUUCCAUUGUCAACCUGGAUUACGGCAACACAGCUUCCAAUGUUACAGUGAUAUUGCCGGGAGAAGUAGAAGUCACAAAAGUCUCUAAGAGCUUCUGGGGCGACACUUCGUGGUCUACACAUGGCAAUAGGCUCACGGUGAGCUCCCUCAUGGGUUUGGAGGUUUCUUUGCUGCUGUUGAAGCGUUGCUGA
This is a messenger RNA of Aureobasidium subglaciale EXF-2481, 1722 nucleotides long. RefSeq lists its product as uncharacterized. Gene Ontology annotation, biological process: carbohydrate metabolic process. The record is from RefSeq and is a predicted model, not a curated record. Gene Ontology annotation, molecular function: hydrolase activity, hydrolyzing O-glycosyl compounds. The transcript has 2 exons. Bases 1 to 1722 code for a protein of 573 amino acids. Lineage: Eukaryota; Fungi; Ascomycota; Dothideomycetes; Dothideales; Saccotheciaceae.